UGUCCCUCUCUCUUUCUCUCUCUAACUAAAACUGUGUGUGUUUUAGUGAGAGAAUUCAACACACUGACAAAAUUUCAACUCCACACAAUUCAUUUGUCUUACUGAUCUAUUUUCCGUUAUAAGUAGCAAAAUAAGUAACGGCAGUUUGACUUACCGGAAUGGAAGACGGCAGCGGCGGCGGAGGUAGCCGGAGUUUGAGACAAGUGUUCGCCGGAGAAAGUAACUCAUCAACGGCCGGGAUAACAUUAGGCGGAAUAUUAUCGAUAAAACAAACGCCGCCGUACCGGAUUCAUGACCGGACACUUCUAGAUCUAAUCCGUGAUGAUCAGACUUACGGAAACCAUGAAUCGAAGAAGAAAUGGAAGAUUUUCCGGGAGAAACUCCGGUUAAGACUCGCCGGAACCGUUUGUACAACUACCGCACCUACACUCGCUUCACAUAUCACAUUAACCGCCGCCGAAAACCGUACGGCGCGUGCGGAGCAAAUUACACCGCCGGUGGAUAACAACACGAGUAUCGUACCGGAAACGGAAAUUGUUCCGCCGGCGCCGGAGGAGAAUUUGAGGGAGGAAGUGAGUACCAGCGGCGGUGGUGAGCCGAGGAUGUCGUUAAUGUCGUUACUGGAAGUGGAUGGAUCUAGUUAUGUGGAGGCGGAGGAGGAUGACGUGGAGGACGGAGGUGAUGACGUGGCGGAGGUGGAAAAUAAUAGUGGUGGUGGUGGUUAUAGUAAGUAUAAUAAUUGUUGUGUAUGUAUGGUGAGACAUAAAGGAGCAGCUUUUAUACCAUGUGGACAUACAUUUUGUAGACUUUGUUCAAGGGAGCUUUUUGUUAAAAGAGCUAGUUGUCCAUUGUGUAAUCACUUCAUUGUUGAGAUUCUUGAUAUCUUUUAGUCCUACUUACUUUGUAUAAAUUCAUUCAGACAAAAACUAAACAAGUUUAAAUUUCUUGUUUA
This is a messenger RNA of Erigeron canadensis, 952 nucleotides long. RefSeq lists its product as uncharacterized. Bases 159 to 890 code for a protein of 243 amino acids. The transcript has 2 exons. The record is from RefSeq and is a predicted model, not a curated record. NCBI's taxonomy places the organism in Eukaryota, Viridiplantae, Streptophyta, Magnoliopsida, Asterales, Asteraceae.